Megalobrama amblycephala (Wuchang bream) is the source of this 1168-nucleotide messenger RNA. RefSeq names its product gastrula zinc finger protein XlCGF7.1-like. Gene Ontology annotation, cellular component: nucleus. The transcript has 2 exons. The coding region runs from base 560 to 1168 and encodes 202 amino acids. Lineage: Eukaryota; Metazoa; Chordata; Actinopteri; Cypriniformes; Xenocyprididae. The record is from RefSeq and is a predicted model, not a curated record.
GUGCGAGAUCACAUGUAGAGUGUUUAAUAUUUGCGUAUUUUGUAUUUAAUGUUGUUGGUUUAGUGCCAAUUGGUUGAAUUGCUUUAAAAACAUGAAUAUAUUGAGAAAUGUGAAAAGUGAAUUACAGAGAAUCCAAGAUAUUGAUGUAUUUUCAGACGAGAUAAUUGUUUAAAGAGUAUUAACAUGUAAUUUUGAAUUGUAUCGGAUAUUCUCAUAAACAGCUAUAUAAUAUGUAUUAAUUAAUGUAUUAUUUAUAAAUAACUGAAGAUUUUAUAAUUAACUAAAAAUUGUAUAAUUAAUAGCUUAUGGUACUCAUUGUAAAAAUCUGUGAAAUGAAAAGAGAAGACCAUUGAUGCUGUUUUGCAAAGUUUAUUGUCAAUUGUUAUGAACAAAUUCUACAUAAAGUUCACAGUGGGGAAACAACCACGAGAUUUAUGUUUGUUCAUCUCCCACUUUUCAGAGGUACAAUACAUGCCUACAUAUAAAGUGUUGUUUAUUAUAGUGUUAGCUUUCAGUGUUUUUGUUUAAACCAUUAACUCUGUUAAUUCUCUUCUUAAAGAUGGCGUUCAUUAAAGAGGAAGAGAGUGAAGACAUAAAGAUGGAGUUUAUUAAAGUUGAGACUGAAGACAUAAAGAUUGAAGAAACAAUCAGUGUGAAACAUGAAGAUACUGAGGAACAAACAGACCUGAUGGAAGAAAGCAAUGAGAGUGAAGAACUAAAGACAUUUCUAAAGAAAAGAGCGAAGAAAUCUUUCACCUGCACUCAGUGUGGAAAGAGUUUCUCAACCAAACAACAUCUUAAGGUUCAUAUGAGAGUUCAUAAAGGAGAGAAGCCGUUCACAUGUGAUCAGUGUGGGAAGAGUUUCACACGAUCAUCAAGCCUUAAAGAACACAUGAAAGUUCACACCGGAGAGAAGCCGUUCACAUGUGAUCAAUGUGGGAAGAGUUACACACAAAAAGGACAUCUUAAGAGUCAUAUUAAAGUUCACACUGGAGAGAAGCCGUUCACAUGUGAUCAGUGUGGGGAGAGUUUCAGUCAGUCAACAAACCUUAAAAAACACACAAGGAUCCACACUGGAGAGAAGCUACACACAUGUGAUCAAUGUGACAAAACAUUUCUAGAGUCAUCAACCCUGAAGAGACACCUGAGAGUUCAUAAGAACACAUGA